This is a messenger RNA of Peronospora farinosa, 1419 nucleotides long. The record is from the annotation of a GenBank genome assembly. NCBI's taxonomy places the organism in Eukaryota, Oomycota, Peronosporomycetes, Peronosporales, Peronosporaceae.
AUGGAGUGGGGUCCAUUGGAGCCGAUUUUAUCGCUAUUACUACCUGAAGAAGGCGUAAACGACGGCAUUGUGGAUCGUAAACAGACGGAUACUACACUAGCGCAUGCUCUGAGUGGAGAAGAGCUCACAGCAGCGGUGCGUUUGGCUUCAAUCGAUCAAUUAGACACGGCGCUCAGUCACGAGGUAUUAAAUGUCGAACGACUGCCUCUGAGUGUUUUAUUACUAUUGUCAGCUAAAGCCACCAAAUGGGAGCAUACAAACCACCAAGAAGAGUCGAUACAUGACCAAAUGAAGUUUUUACUACAACUUUCACAACUUUUAUACCAAAUUCCAGUGGCUUUAGCUGCGAAGGAAAUCAAGAGAGUCAGUGUUUUGGCCAAUCAGUACACGAAACUGGCUAUUGAUACGCAACAGAGUAUCAAGACCAUUUUUCCACUCCAGAGCUUCCUACGUCGUUUCCAUCAGCAAGGCCAUGCAAUUCUUACGCCAUUACAUGCUCACUUUUUUUAUUUAUGUCUUCAUGCUAAAUGUUACUCUGCAGCUAUGGAAAUUCUGGACGAAGCGUUGGUGGAAAUUCAAGCCCAGUCACAUGUGGUAACUUCGGUGGACUUUUUAGGCUAUGCGUACUAUGGAGGACUGCUCUAUCUAGGAGAAAAACGAUAUCAGGACGCACUUGAUUUCUUCCAACUUGCCAUUACAGCUCCUGCUGUGUCACUUAGUGCCUUUGUAAUUGAAGCAUACAAGAAACUAUUGCUCGUGACACUCAUUCUACAUGGUGAAGCAGUAGUGAUGCCCAAGUACACGCCAUUUGUAGUCACGAGAAACAUUGAAAACCACUGCACGGCGUAUGCUACUCUAGCCAACGCUUUUGUCGUUGAAAAGGACUUUGCGGCGGUACAAGCAGUCGUUACAAAGAACGAAGAGCUAUUUAUUCAGGACGGCAACUGGGGGCUUGUGAAGCAGGUCGUACAGGCAUUCAAACAGCGGAAGCUUCUUCAACUUACUCGCACAUACGCGACUAUUGAGCUUACGAAAAUUGCGACAGCUGCCGGAAUGUCCAACAGCGAUGCGGUGGCCGCUGAAAAGAUGCUGUUAACUCUUAUAUCCAAUGGUCAGAUGGAUGCUGUGAUUGAUAAGCAGAAAGCCAUGGUGCGUUUUGUGCACGAGAAUGAAGAUGGCGGCGCUUACCAAGACGAAGUGCAAAGUGAAGCUUCAAAAAGGCUGCAAGACGAGAUGAAGAAACUCGUAGUAGUUGCAUCGCAGCUACGCGUCAUGGAUACGGAACUCGUCACGAGCGCCAAGUUCCAAUCUCGCUUACAGAAAGACAAGGAUCGGCGCUCGAGGAUUCACAUGCACAAUCAGCAAAGUGAUGAGCGACUGACCGUUGAUGCUGCUAGCGGCAUGGAUACGCUGGAAUAA